CUCGAAUCCCAAUCAUGGUUGCUGCUGCAGCCGGAAGGCAAAGGCAGCAAAGGCGAUUGAAAGUGUUCUGUGUGACGUGCAGUUUUGCUCCAGACGAUCUUUUCUUCCCACUUGUUGUAACUGCUGCUAUCAAAGGAACAUGGUUUCUUUUCUCGUUUGCUGUGUGUCUCAAUUUGUUUUUCCAACCUGGCUGUACUGAUGGGAUAUCUGCUGCAUUAGCAGUUUCUGCAAUUGGAUUUACUUGCCUCCAGCUAUUGGCAUUUGUUCACAAGCUUGUCCUCCUACUGACUAGUGCAAGAGGGACAAUCCGGGAGCCCAACCACUCGUGUGUGCGGGAACUUCUCCUCACUGGAGUUGCAAUUUACGUAGUGGAGGUAGUGUGGGCUGUAUACAGUGUGGUAGCUGUGCUCACCAGAGUUAUUGACGGUGGUACUCCUUGUGAGAGACUUCGGAGGCCGAUUGCAGCCUAUGUUUUUCUUGUAUGGCUAAACUGGCUUGAGCUGGCAGUACUUGCGUUGGUGUACUGCAGCUGCUUAGAUCGCUGCAAGUGCUUCUUCUGUCACGCUUUGUGUUCUUUACAUUGUCGUCAAAACGUUACUUCCCAAGCUUUACCCAAUAGUGUUGGCGAUUGGAAUGUUGAAGCAAACAUCAGAGUUUUACCAACCAGUCGUAGCAUUAGUGCGUCACAUUUGUGUAGCAUCAUGCGUGAAAAGCUCUGCACAUGCCGUCGUGAUGGCCUCAACAACUCUAAGAAUGUUGCCCUACUGGAUUUGUCCCAUGCUAUGGAGGUGCUGUUCCGUGAUAUGGAGAUCCACUACACUGCACUAGAUCGACUGUCUGGAUGGAUACUGGUUCAGAAAUACCACAGCCAGCUGCUGAGGCAAGGGGAAAGUAGCAAUGUUACUGAAGAACUGCUAAAGGCAACACUUCGGUUUCUGAAAAAGAAAGGAGUGAUUGACAGGUUUCAUGAGAUCAGACGACCACAGCCUCUUGAAGGAGCAAACAAGUUACCUGAAACUCUACUCUACUACUUUUGGUUUGCUAUGGCAGCAUAUGGUUGGUCUGUAAAGGUCUUUCUUGAGCCACUCUCUGGAACAUGCACACUCUGCAGAGGUGCAAGGUGCUCAUGUUGUGUCAGAGAGCAACAGGUGGAUGAAGUUGACGGACGGGGUGGACUGUUUCUUAAAUCUGCUGAGGUGGCAAGCAUUGCUGGGAUCAAUGUUGAAGAUGUUGUCUUAGGAAAGACUGCCAAUGAUAUACACUGCCCACCAUUCUUUGUGUGUCGUACUGCCCGCCGUGACAAGGUGACUGGGGAGACAAGGAAAGAGCUGGUUAUAACUAUCAGGGGCACACUUAGCGUCAAGGAUGUUAUGACUAAUGUCACAGCGUCAAUGAGGGAUGCCACUAAAUGCCAGGAGUCCCUAGUCGAAAAGUGGUUCGAACUGCUGGUGAAGACAAAGCUCACAUUCCUGGGAGUUCAGGAUGCCUAUUUCCACACUGGGUUUUAUAAGUCGGCUAAAGUCAUCCUUAACAUUCUUCGGAAAAGCAAGUUAUUCAAGGACUUAGUUGAAAAGGAACACUAUCGUGUGGUGGUGGCUGGACACUCACUAGGUGCUGGUGUAGGUGCAGUGCUAACUCUACUUAUCAAGCAGAAGCAUCCUCACUGGGCCGAUGGACUACAUGCAUACUUGUACUCUAUACCAGGGGCAGUCUGCAGCUAUAAGCUUGCUGAGAGGGCAGAAGAACUGGGUGUCAUUACAUCUGUCGUGGGGGCCUAUGACCUUGUGCCACGAAUUUCUUGGCGAGCUCUGACAUACCUGAAGCUGCUAGUCAAAAAGGCUCUUGAAGAAACAGAUUUGAAGAAGCAAGAGAUUUUGUGUUGUGGCAAUGUUCCACACUGGGACCCACCUAUUUUUGGUGGCAGUGUUUACCCAGUGGGGUUGAUUGACGAGCGAUCAGGAGCGGCCACUCCAGAUUUUCUUGAGCUGCAAGAGUCACUUCCAGUUAUUCGGAGGGGCACGUGGGAUCAGGUGUCAGAGAAAAGGAGGAAGAAGGAGGCAUUGGGUAGCCGUACAGAAGGAGCAAGUUAUGGAGAGCCGGAGAGAGAAUUUGUGGAGGAUGAAGAUGUGGAGUUUCAGGAGAGGAGGAGAAGUGAAGUGAAAUUUGACAGAGAAGAAAGUGUUCAGGUUCUCCACUGUUUGACCGUACAUAUAGAGCUGGAAAAUCACCUAAACACCGCCGAGGAGCAGCUGGGACCACCUGUACUUGAGGUCCAUAUCGAAGAGGAUGAACCAAAGAGGGAGAAUGAUCCAGACCGGGUUGAGAAAGUUGCGACUGAAUUCUUGCAGGAAGACACUCGCCUAGGCCCACUUAUGUUUAUUCCUGGCCGAAUAUUGCAUAUUGAAGAAGGCAAGGGAAGUGGAGCCACUGCCAGGUGGUGUGGAGUGAGUUUUCUUGGACUGCGGUGUUGUGGCGUACGCUGCAUACGUGAUAGACAGGUCAGGGCAAGCUGGAAGGCCCGAGAAGAUAUGACCGGAAUAAUUUUGCACCACGACUGCAUCGUUGAUCAUAGCCCUCGCAGACUGUUUUCAAUGCUGAGUAAUCUUGUGAACCAGAUGGAACUGCAGGCAGGAGAUAAGCAGUCACCCAAUGUAUGUAAUGAACAAAAUUUUCCCGAACAAGACAGAAUAGAAGCUAAACGACCCAACAGCAGCAAUGGAAACACUCAGGCCAUGAACUUGAUGGAAAUGAUUUUUGCAAUACUGCCACUGUUGAAGUUUAUGAUCAUUCAGAACUUUAGGGCAUUGGUUUAUGACCCUUUGGAUGCCAUAGGUAUCUCAAAAUAAUCAUGUAUAAAUGGCAAGUAUUGUUAAUUAUGGAAACUCUAGACACGUGCAGCUGGUAAUCAUUAGUUUUCAAAAAACAGCACAAUAAUAAUUAUACAUGAUGACGUAGCACACAAUGCUUAGAAAAUAACGAUCCUAUUUCUAGGAGUAUCAGAAACGAAUACAAACCCAUCCGAAUCUAUAGCAAUCCCGUCAGCACUACUUUUUGAUUCUGAAGCGGCACACAUGCUAGCAAAGCGAGUUAUGAAGUGACCUUCUGUGGUGAACACUGACACACCACCUAAGUCGGUAACAAAUAUCUCGUUUUCAACGAUGUGCAUAACAUUCGGUUCCUUUAGACCUGCUGUUGUUUCUGUGUACCAUUUGAGAGUACCAUUGUGUGAAAAACACUGAAUACGGUCAUUGCUGUAGUCCGUAACGUAGAAGUUUCCGCUGGAAUCAAAAGCAAUGUUGUCAGGCCAACAGAAGCGCCCUGGUAUGCUUCCAUGGGAUCCAAAAGUAGAAGAAAAGGUAAGGUCAGGGUUGAACACAUGGAUGCAGUGUCUGUCACUGUCACAUACAUAGAGCAUGCCACUCGGGGACAUGCUAAGGCCAUUGGGAGUCUGAAGGUUGUCCUUGUUUGUCGCUGUAGACCUUACAUAUUGCCCAUCAAGCCUGAACUUGUGCACUUUGCCGUUCCUUGGGUCACUAACAAGCAAGUGUGUACCAUAAACAAGCAUUUCUGAUGGCCACCAGCUCUCGAUUUUUCCAUCUCUUGGGAAAAUUCCACUCUUAACCAGUGGCUUGUUGAUGUUCUCCAGGUCUAAAAUACAGACUCCUUCUGCUGUUCGGCAAAACAUGCGCGUAUUGUAGAUCUUCAGACACCCUGGCUGUUGGAUAUCGUUGAUUAUGUGCACCGGUUCACCCAACAUGUGAGGUGGGCACUCCACCAAAACAGCAAUUGGCUUACUUCCAAUGGCUAUAUCAUUCACCUUCGCUACUACCUGACAUUGUCCCCUAGUUCGCACAUUGGGAGAGAUACGUGAUUCAUAGGAUGAGGGACUCUGCUCUACAACUUUUCCAGCGAGCUUCUCCCCAAAUCUAAUGCAGCAAAGCUCUAGAGUGACACACUGCUGAAGACGACACCCAUCGCCCUCGGAAUCUUUCAAGGAUACUGCGAUAGUAGUGACAUCACCAACUUUCAUAACGCUGCUCACAUGCACUGCACAUUUCAAAGGAUCGACCAUUCGGUAAGGACACAGGUAGCGAUCACAUAAAGCAUCUAUCUCCACUAGCAAUCGCUGAUCUAAUACUUCUGGGAUCAAUUCAGCCUGUUGCUGGUCGAGUGAGAGAUCGUUAAUGCGAGUGUUCAUCUGCUCCAUCUUAUAGACCAUCCCCCUUUGCCUAGCGAUGAACUCUGCGUACCCCCAAAUUCUGUAGCCCGCGUUCAACCAUGCUCUUAACUGCACUCAUUUCAGAUGAAAUCGCAGUGAGGCUUGCUUCGUUUUCAUCAAGUUCCAUCACUUUUGCAUUUGCGGCAUCACGGAACUGUUGGAUAUUGCGCUUUUUCUUUUGUUCGACCAUGCUCAGAACCCUAUCAUACGACUCUGCAAUUUUGUCACACACAACCUCACAGCUCUCUUCCGCAUUGCAGCGGGUCAUCUUGGCAUCAGCUGCACACUUUUGUACCAAUGGGUGCUUUUUCAGAAGUGCAUUCAGUUUCUGUCUAACCAUGUCGCGGUGAUCGUCUGCAGCCACUUCCAGCUUGUCGUAAGGGUGGCUGGAAUGCUUACCAAAUAAAAUGCAGUCACGGCACACAACCUCCUCACAGUUUCGACAGUACACGUCCAACAUUUGACCGGGAUGCUGGGUGCAGCUGGACUGGCCUGUGUGAGCCCGAGGAGGGGGUGGGGUGACUGGGCCAUCGUGUCCCACCCUGGCCCUUCCUCGUUCUUCGUGCCUCAUCUGACCCACGAGUUCUAUUAAGCGGUUGAGCUUGAAGGCGGUUGGAAGUUCCAACACACCUUCUACUGGUACGUCAGUGAACUUCCGACAUUCGGGACAGGUUAUGGUCGGAGAAGUGCCCCUUCCUCUCGAUACAAAGCGCUUCCAAACACUUCUUGCAAUAUGUAUGCUGACAAGAAAGAACCCGAGGGUCUUCAAACGUAUCUAGACAUAGAGGACACGUAAUCUCUUGCUGGAGGUGCUCCAAAGUGUCCAUACGAGUGGCCAUCGUCCCACUCACACAAUUCUGGCCCCGCCCAAAAAUGGCGUGCUAUAUAUAAUAGCUAGCUAGCUA
This is a messenger RNA of Geodia barretti, 5124 nucleotides long. NCBI's taxonomy places the organism in Eukaryota, Metazoa, Porifera, Demospongiae, Tetractinellida, Geodiidae. The record is from the annotation of a GenBank genome assembly.